UUUCAUACAAUCUUGCAGACACAGAUAAAAAGGAGUUUAGAAUUCAGUUAGAAAUGGUUGCUCUAGAGCAUUCUAAUUCUGUUGCACUAUCAAAGGUUGCAAUCUCCAACACUCACGGCGAGGACUCUCCUUACUUUGCUGGAUGGAAAGCAUACGACCAGAAUCCUUACAAUGAGUUGAGUAAUCCGUCUGGAGUCAUACAGAUGGGAUUAGCCGAAAAUCAAGUUUCAUUUGAUCUGGUGGAGAAGUUUCUAGAGAAACAUUAUGAAGAAUUUAGCUGGGAACAAGAAGCCUCCAGGUUCCGGAGGAAUGCUUUGUUCCAAAGUUACCGUGGACUAAAAUCCUUCAGGCAAGCCAUGGCAGGGUUCAUGGAGGAAAUCAGGGAAGGAAGAGCUAAAUUUGAUCCUGAGAGAAUUGUCAUCACCGCGGGUGCAACUGCCGCCAAUGAGCUUUUGACAUUUAUUAUAGCUGAUCCCGGUGAUGCUUUAUUAAUUACAACACCUUAUUAUCCAGGGUAAGAACCAAAAGUGUUUUUCAAUCUAAACUGACAAAAAAAAAAAGAAAAGGUCCGUCUACCACUGUAGCUCUCUUACUAAAAAUUUAGGUGCGAA
Molecule: messenger RNA, 611 nt
Organism: Rubroshorea leprosula
Lineage: Eukaryota; Viridiplantae; Streptophyta; Magnoliopsida; Malvales; Dipterocarpaceae
Source: the annotation of a GenBank genome assembly